CUCUCCCAUUUUCCACACAAAGAAAGCACAGCGCCCCUCACAGGAAUGGAGGUGCACAUUGCCGCUAAACCAAGCAUCGCCAUAUUGAUGUCCCAACAACGUCGAGAGGGCAUAUGACAGUGGGAAUCCUAGUGAUGACUCUACUGAGCCCUGUGCCCCCUGAUUAGACUGGUUGGAUGUCCUCCUUAACAACUACAACAAUCAGCCUCGACCAAACCAACGUAGCAUCAGCUCUGCAGCGACCCCACCUGUCACCUGCAGCUUGGAGGAAACCUCCAAGGUGAUCCAGAGAACAUCCUGUGUAUAAUAUGUCCGGCUCUGUCACAAGCCGCUCUCGAGUUUACCCUGAUGUGAACACACAGAGGCCUCGGGAGUACUGGGACUACGAGUCCCAUGUGGUGGAAUGGGGGAACCAAGAUGACUACCAGCUGGUGCGCAAACUAGGACGAGGCAAAUACAGUGAGGUGUUUGAAGCCAUAAAUAUCACCAACAAUGAGAAGGUUGUUGUCAAAAUACUCAAGCCAGUCAAAAAGAAGAAAAUCAAGAGGGAAAUCAAGAUUCUGGAGAACUUGCGAGGCGGUCCCAACAUCAUCUCACUUUUAGACAUCGUCAAGGAUCCUGUGUCUCGAACUCCCGCGCUGGUUUUUGAGCAUGUAAACAACACUGAUUUCAAGCAACUGUAUCAAACUUUAUCAGACUUCGACAUACGGUUCUACAUGUUUGAAAUCUUGAAGGCCCUUGACUACUGUCACAGUAUGGGGAUCAUGCACAGAGAUGUCAAGCCACACAAUGUGAUGAUUGAUCAUGAACACAGAAAGCUCCGCCUGAUCGACUGGGGCUUGGCAGAGUUCUACCACCCUAACCAGGAGUACAAUGUGAGAGUGGCCUCGCGCUACUUCAAAGGACCUGAGCUGCUGGUAGACUACCAGAUGUAUGACUACAGUUUAGACAUGUGGAGUUUGGGCUGUAUGUUGGCCAGCAUGAUCUUCAGGAAGGAGCCUUUCUUCCAUGGACACGACAACUACGACCAGCUCGUACGGAUCGCUAAAGUCCUCGGCACAGAGGACUUGUAUGACUACAUCGACAAGUACAACAUUGAACUAGACCCACGGUUUAAUGACAUUCUGGGCAGACACUCCCGUAAGAGGUGGGAGAGGUUUGUGCACAGUGAGAACCAGCACCUGGUGAGCACCGAGGCACUGGACUUCCUGGACAAGCUGCUGCGUUACGACCACAACGCUCGCCUCACGGCCCGGGAGGCUAUGGAACACCCAUACUUCUACCCAGUUGUUAAAGAUCAGGGAAGGGGCAGCACUCCUGGAGGAAUGGUUACCAGCUCCACUCCAGUCAGCUCUUCCAGUAUGAUGGCAGGUAUCACCUCCACAAAGGCACUGGCUAACAACACUGGAUCACCUGUCAUUUCUGCCCCCAACACUCUGGCCCCACAAGUCCCAGCGGCCGGGGCACAGCCCUGAAACCUCCACCUCCUCCUCCCAGCGGCUGCCAGGGCACAGCCCUGAAACCUCCACCACCUCCUCCCAUCAGCCACUGGGGCACAGCCCUGAAACCACCACCUCCCAUCAGCCACCGGAGCACAGCCCUGAAACCACCACCACCUCAUGGGACCUCCUCACCUAUGUUUGUGUGGACCCGUGGUUCGGUUCAGCCCACCCCACUCUCUACUAUGUGUUGGCCUGGCCCGUGGGUUUCCUUUUUAUUACGUUGAGAAGAAUGACGGAGAAAAUAUGUUGAAAUUGCUUUUCCCUGUUCAGUUAUAUUUUGAGAUCUGGACUUGACAUUUUUUAUUGUCGCACCUGUCUGGAUGAUUGGUCUAGGAAUUCUAAUACAAUGUAGACAUGAUGAUGAAGAAGAAGAGAAUGGAUAAUAACAUUUAUUUUGUAUGUCCCAAAUAUACAGUUUAGCUUGAAACAGUUUGUUUGGGGAUUCCUGCUGUUGCAAUACACUGAACCUGUAGACAACUUCACAAAACGAGACAGGAUUCUCUGAUGUAGCCCCCACUUGGCAGUGCUGGAUAGUUGCUCACACACUACUGUUAAGUGCAGGAGUUACCGGUGUUUUGAAGUUGUUAGAAGCUAUCGUACUUGGAUUGAACAUCUGUAGAUACUCUACAGUAACUGUUAGGUUGCAUGCACCAAAUGCUGACUAUCACAGGGUCAAUAGUUUGCCAAUUUGGUGUUACUUUCACUUCUGUAUACAUGUUUGUUUGUUUUUUAAUGCGGUCUCUUACACAUGAUUUUGAAUACAUAGGCAAUUUUGUAACUUUUGGUUUUUAUUUUGGGAGGAGUCUUAUCACUUGCAAAAAAUAAUCGACUUCAUAAAUAAACAAUUUUAAACAGGCA
Salvelinus namaycush (lake trout) is the source of this 2360-nucleotide messenger RNA. Its product is annotated as casein kinase II subunit alpha-like. The record is from RefSeq and is a predicted model, not a curated record. Gene Ontology annotation, cellular component: cytosol; protein kinase CK2 complex; nucleus. The coding region runs from base 309 to 1475 and encodes 388 amino acids. The transcript has 15 exons. Gene Ontology annotation, molecular function: protein serine/threonine kinase activity; ATP binding. Gene Ontology annotation, biological process: protein phosphorylation. NCBI's taxonomy places the organism in Eukaryota, Metazoa, Chordata, Actinopteri, Salmoniformes, Salmonidae.